GAAGCAUCCCCUGCAGAGAGGUGGACUCUCAAACGUAUCACAGUGUUCAGAAGAUCCAGCUGUCAGGUCUGCCUGCAGGUGCAGAGCGUGGCCAUCAUCACCACCUGCAGGAUAGAGAGCACACAUUGAGAGCCGUUGCAGAAUUAUGAUGCAGCUUGUCGCCUGGCUCAAGAAAUUGCAGAAAACAUCCAUGAAAGAAAUAGACAGCAGAGGACUGGAGGAAAUCCAGCCAAGCUCAACAUGACCCUGAGAGCAUCAUUACAGAAGCUUAAACAGAAUAUAGCACAGCUCAGGGAGACAUUGAAUCAGACUUCUGCUCAACGCCGUAUAAUGCAAGCUGAAGCAAACAGAAGACAGACCCUUGUUGAUGACCUCGCUACCAGAGAAACGAGACUGAACGCCUCUUUUAAAGGAGACCUCUUGGAAGCUGAGCCAUCAAGGUCAAGUCUGAUGACAGGGGGAAACGGUUCGGGGCCUGCUGGGAACCCGUGGCUUGUUAAUGAGUCCGAGGAGACCAGAGGACUCAGCUUUGGAGAAAUCAAACACCAUCAGCAGCAGAUUAUCGAAGCUCAGGAUGCUGGCCUGGAUGCUCUGGCUGCAGUCAUAAGUAGACAAAAACAGAUGGGUCAGGAGAUCGGCAAUGAGCUAGAAGAACAGAACGAGACAUCACAUCAGUGGCGAAUCUGUUUGAGUUGGAAUGUGAGGACAUGGAGGAAUUACAUAGUGCAUGAUGAUGUCAAAGUCACAUGGAGGAAACUGAGCUCAGAUCAGUAGUCUGUGACCUCAUCUGAAGGUUGCAGCUGAUUUGAACUUUCUCACACUGUUCCUCAAUCUGUCUAGCCAAGCUGGUAAAGUGAGACAUGCUACACCGGGGAAAACAGAUAGAAAUAUAUAACUCUCCAUUUUUGAAGUGAGAUAUUCUAUCCUCCAAGAUCAUUUUGCUGAAAUGCAAUAUUUUCUCAAAAUGAUCAGCUACACAAAAAAUUCACUAGAGAAGACUUGUCAGGGUUACAACAGCCAAGACUGUAUAUAUUUAAUGAAAAUAAUACAAUAAAAACUGUAAUACUGUGAAAUAUUAUUACAACUUAAAAUAACUGUUUGCUAUUUUAAUAUGUUUUAAAUGCCACUUCCGAUCAUUGUAAUGUAUUCCUUCUGAAGAAAAGUAUUGUUUUAUUAAAAAAAAAGGAUCUUCCUGACCCGAACUUUUGAAAUUGGAAUUUGUAUUAUAAUUGCAAUUUUUGUCUUUUUUAAAGCUCGGUUCUUUUCUGUUUAACUUUAUCUGACAAGAAACUAAUCCAACAGGUGUUACUGACAAGCAAAUACAAGUUUUUUGACCUUGAGGACCCUGAAAUAGAGAUAAUUGUUAUCUGUAACUUGUGUGGAAGACAACACAGGCAACAAUCAUAUUUAAACAGCAACAGCAAAUGUGAAUUAAAAUGUUAAUUAAUAUGUCAAAACAUUUUUUUUUUCAAGUUUUGGUAUUCAAGAAACUUUCUUAUUAUUAUCAAAUUUUAAAGCAGUUUUGCUGCUUAAU
Molecule: messenger RNA, 1534 nt
Organism: Cyprinus carpio (common carp)
Lineage: Eukaryota; Metazoa; Chordata; Actinopteri; Cypriniformes; Cyprinidae
Gene: stx8
Product: syntaxin-8-like
Exons: 7
Coding region: 241-774 (177 amino acids)
Source: RefSeq, a predicted model, not a curated record